Molecule: messenger RNA, 651 nt
Organism: Peronospora matthiolae
Lineage: Eukaryota; Oomycota; Peronosporomycetes; Peronosporales; Peronosporaceae
Source: the annotation of a GenBank genome assembly
AUGUACGAAGGGAUCGACAACCUGAAAUCCCUUUACGACCGUGCCGGGAAGACUUUCUCCGGCGGUCCUUCUGCGACACAGGAUGUGCCGCGUCGUACUGCUCAACCAGACCCAGUACGUCGAUCAUCAGUUAGGAGCGGGGCUCCCAAGUAUCCCAGGACGGGGGAUAGCCGCGCCACCGGACGAGGUAACUCGUCCGACGUCCGUUCACGUCGCGGUAGUUCAACAGCUGCUCAACUAGAUAGCGCUGGCCACCGCGAGAGUCCUCUAAUGGAGGUGGAGGAGGAGGAAAGACGCUCUCCACACGAUCAUGGGGAUCCGUGUGUUCCCGAGAGCUUCUUUGAUCGCGUAACGCAAGGGUUACGCGGCGAUCUCGAACACGAGCGGGACAGGCGUCUCCAACUGGCGGACGCUGUUUCGAAGCAUCGAGCUGAGUUUGCCUUUGCUCAGCUUGAGAACGAGAGAUCUCUGACAUCUCUCUGUGACGAGCUAAGGGUAGCUCGUGGGAUUGUUGAUCGGUCUCGGGAUGAGAUAACUGCUCUUCAGACCCUUGUUGAUGCCCACCAUCGGGAGCACAAGGCUCUCUGCGAGAUGCUUGAGCGCAAGGGCGUUCUUCAUCGGAAGAAGCAGCGUACUGAUGGUACGGCUUAA